This is a messenger RNA of Peronospora matthiolae, 1320 nucleotides long. The record is from the annotation of a GenBank genome assembly. Lineage: Eukaryota; Oomycota; Peronosporomycetes; Peronosporales; Peronosporaceae.
AUGAUACAGACGCAGUUCAACAAGAAGGUCAAAUUUGUGCGACACGAUGGAGCCCGCGAGUUUGCGACGAACUCGCUUCAAGAUUUCUACGAAGUCGAAGGCAUCGAGCAACAAACCACGGUGCCAUACGCACAUCAAGCCAAUGGAACUGCUGAACGCGCGAUUCGAACUAUCGUCACCAUCGGUCGUAGCAUGCUCCAUCAUGCCAAGUUGGACAAGUGCUUCUGGGCUGAAGCGGCAAUGACGGCCGUCUAUGUGAAGAACCGUUUGCCGUCACCCAAGAUUCCACACAAGACACCGUUCGAGAUUGUCUACAAUUCUAAGCCAAGUGUCAAGCACAUGCGCGAGAAACGACUCAAGUGGGAUCCCAAGGCCCGGGCUGGAUUGUUUUUGGGCUACGAAGAAGUGUCCAAGGCGUAUCGAGUUUACGACAUCGAAGCGGGGCAGGUGAUGAUAAGUCGCGAUGUCAACUUCGAUGAGUCGGCCUUUGGAAUGUCGAUGCUGAUUUCCGAUGACGAUGUUGAUGGCCUGGACUUCGAAUCUAUCGAUCUUGAUGAUGAAGAACCGCGUCCGAGACACUUCAAACAAACAGGAAAGCGCAAGGCCCAACCCAGUCACGACAAUGACGACGCAAGCAUGCCCCGAGCAGUGCGCCAACGACCCGGAUUGGAAGAGUCAAGUGCGCCGGAUGACCUCUCUUCACGUCGAGCCAACGAAGAUGAAGAAAGGAAGUCGGAGGAACAACAUGACACACCGACUUCCUCCGCGUUUUGGCAUGCGAGUGCAAACGCCGUCGAAGCAGCGGUCGAUUUUUCGGAGCCGUCGACAUUUGAAGAAGCAGUGUCUGGCCCGGACCAAGUACACUGGCGCAAGGCAAUUGAUGCGGAGCUCGAUUCGAUGAAGCUUCGCGGUGUCUUUCGUGCGGCCAAGUUACCCAACGAACAAAGCGCCAUUGGCACAAAGUGGGUCUUCAAGAUCAAGCGCAAGGCGGAUGGGUCGAUCGAGAAAUACAAGGCACGACUUGUGGCCAAGGGUUUUCGCCAAAAGUAUGGCAUCGACUACACGGAGACGUUCUCGCCCGUGGUCAAGUAUCUCGAUGUGGUGACUGCGUUCCUGUAUGGAGUGAUGAAGGAGAAGGUGUUCUGCGCUGUUCCGGAAGGCGUCAAGAUGGAAGGUGAUUUCGACUGUCUCGAGCUGAUCAAGGCGAUCUACGGUCUCAAGCAAGCCUCGCGUGUUUGGAACGAGACCUUCGACGAGUUCAUACGCUCGAUUGGUUUUCAAGCGUCGGGAUUCGAUCCAUGUCUCUACAUCAUGACUUAG